AUGGUGAGGAUGGCUAUAAAUCUGGGGCACCGUGAAUGCAUCACUGACAUCGACUGCGAGCGGGCUGCGGGCUGCGCCCUACCCGCUACAGCUCGUUGGACAGAAGGGAGAGCUCUCGCGGGCUUGUGCGCAGCCUCAUUGUCGGUUGGCCCAACCCGGGCCCUUCCCCCGGGGGGGGGGGGCGCGGCUUGGCCGUGCACGACCGACGGGGGGGACGGGGGGUUCCGUGCGGUCGAGGGGGGGAGAGGGGUAGGGGGGUGGCGGUCGCAUGGGGCGACCCGGCGACGGAGCGGCUGCCUUCAGGCGAAGAACACGCCGUUAGGUGACGGGAAGGGAGACGACCUCUUGCGCCUCAAGAACGUAGCGGCGGCCGUGCCUGAAGAGGACCGGGUCGAUGACCAUAGCGAUGAGGCGAUGAGAAGGCUCAUGUUCGACAUGGAUCCGGACUCGAAGGAUAAAGGCCCCAUGUACUUUGGGGACGCGGGUAUGUACACGGACGAGGUGAACCACGUCAAGUACCCCGAGGAGGUGCGAUUCCCUCAGUCCUACCUCGCCUUUUGCGUGGACCGCGAGGAGACCGAGGACGAGGACAAAAACUACGUCACGUGGGGCGUCAGGGCCAAGGCGCACUGGGAACAUGUGAAGUGGGCCAGGAUAGCGAAGCGCACGUUCGAGGACGAUCCGGACCGGGAGGCUGGCAUCUUGUGGAACCGUAGCGUGCUGUCUCCGUCCAAGUGUCGGGUAAUCGGGAACAUGUUCUGCAUCCGGUCCUACACCAAGGAAGGGGCAUUGCGCCUGUUGGAGGAGGACCCGUACCGAAAGAGCGGGCUAUUCGGGACGGUUUCGCUGUACCGCUACCCGUACAACAUGGGCGGCGGGUUCAACUGGCACUUGUCCAACUUUCCCUACCUGGCGCUCUGCAUGGACAAGAAGGGGAGCGCCAAGCUCAGGGAGAAGAACAACGACGCGCACCUCGAGUACUACGAGAGGACCAGACGAUGCAUCGGCGAGGGGCCUGUUCUAAGCUCCGACUUGGCGGAGGACAGCCCCAGGAAUAAACCGGUCGGCUCCCUCAUGUUCUUCAACGCCAUCAACGACGAGGAGGCGAGGGAGACGGCGGAGGGGGACCCUUUCAACCAGGCGGGCUUGUACGACAGCGUGUUCGUUGCCAGAUUCAACGAGAUCGACUUGAGUGGGAUCGGCCUCGUGAGGGCUAACAGGAUUGACCCCAUGCGGGACAUGAUGGCAAAGGAGGGUCUCGACCGUGAAUGCGAGUACCCGGUUAAGUUCGGCAAGUACGACCUUUUCGAGAACAUGAAGUGGCUCAAGACCGAAGUGGAGAAGAAACAGGAGCAGCAGUACAUGGAGCACAGGCUCAAGCUCUACCAGCAGAGGGACCGACGGAUAGAGAGGGAGGAGAUCAACGAAGGCGCCCUGUUCAGGCCCGGAGUCUACGUGUACAUGGGGAAGCGGACCGAGACAGAGUGGUACGAUUAUUGGCCCACAAAAGCAGGCCCCGACGCCGACGCCGCUGGCGAAGAGUUUUACACCAUGGAUGCCUGCUACCCUCCGGUCGACCACUUCGAGGACGACCUAGACUGAUCCAAGUCCUACGUAGUCAAGAUGUGAUCGUGAAUCAAGAUUGGUUUUGUGACUUGCAAUCUCUUGAAACUACGUCAGUUCGGCCUGACAUCCUGAGGGAUAGAGGAAGGUUGAGUUUGAAAAUCGGAUUUCCGCUCCGAAAUCGGAGUGAAAUUUGACGUGACUUCACACGUUGGGUGUUUCCUCGUACCGGGAGGUUAGGCUCUUUCGAGACUUCAGGCAUUGCCGUUGUGAUUUGCGUUGCUCAGUUCGAGGCGUGAAAUGUGGGGUUGAGUUCCGCCCGCUAAAUUUUGGUACGGGUUUGAAUAUACCGAUUAUGUCGGCUAGAGUUGAGCCAUGACGAAUUUCACUGACAUGCUUGUAUCCAACCCUACGCGGUUUCCGGUCCGAAAGGAACGGGCAUGUGUCACACACACAUUAGGAGCUCUGUACCGGUCCAUAGCCUUGAACGCCACUUCGGAACGACUUGCUUAUAAAGACA
This is a messenger RNA of Ectocarpus siliculosus, 2083 nucleotides long. The record is from the annotation of a GenBank genome assembly. NCBI's taxonomy places the organism in Eukaryota, Phaeophyceae, Ectocarpales, Ectocarpaceae.